UCGAUGUUUGAAAGUCACAUAUUCAUAUGCUAAUCGAUAGGUGCUCCCUUUCAAUAGACGAAACAAUUGAAUUCCCAGCUUAAAGAUGUCAAAGUCAAUUUCAACCAAAAGCCCUCUGAUCUCAGCCAUUAUAUCAGGCAUACUCAGCUUGGUAAUUUUUGCAACGUUGCGUUUCUACGCCCACUGGUUUAACACUUCCCAAAUUAACACUCUGUUUGGUGGCUACUUGUUCUCUUGGAUGUUUAUUUUGAGUCUCACUUGCGUGUCGAAUGCCGAGACACUGGUAUUUGGGGCCGAUUUUCAGGCCAAGCUUGUACCCGAAAUACUAUUGUGCUUAACAAUGACGGCAAGCGCUGCUGGCGUCGUUCAUCGCGUUUGUGCCACAACCAGUAUUUUCUUCUCCCUCGUGGGCUUAUAUUUCAUCAAUCGAAUCUCUUCCAAGUAUUACAACAGUCCCGUGGUUGUCGAAGAUUUACCUUUGCGAAAAAGCGGCAAAAAGAAUAAAUAAAUUUUAAAUAAAACG
Molecule: messenger RNA, 523 nt
Organism: Drosophila arizonae
Lineage: Eukaryota; Metazoa; Arthropoda; Insecta; Diptera; Drosophilidae
Product: protein KRTCAP2 homolog
Biological process (GO): protein N-linked glycosylation
Source: RefSeq, a predicted model, not a curated record